AUGACAAUUAGAAGCGCCAUAGCUCGAGAACUAGCGAGGAUGAUUUUACCCGCUGAUUCAAUUGUUAGUGUUGUCGACCAGUUCCAAGAAGAAUUGUUAUCUCGACUUCAGACGAGUGCAAUUUCGAUGCUCCCGCAGUGCUCGGUUCCAGAUGAACGAUUGCGAUGGAAUCCCAAGGACAGAAUUUUGGCAAUCGAUUUUGGCGGAACAAGGUUGAAAUUUGCAAUCGUCUCUCUGCCUCAAAUUGUUAUUGAAUACGAUGAUGCAUUUGAGCUCACAUAUAACAUCGUCGACCCGACGUUUUUCAAUGGAAUUAUCUAUAAAAUAUGUACCAAAUUGGCUGAGAAUGGCUAUGUAAAAAAAAAGAAUGAGACUUCUGAGGUGACAAAGUUUUUUGUUUCCGUGACAUUCAGUUUCCCUUUGAAUGCAAAGGGCGAAGUCGUCGCUAUGGGAAAAGGCUUUGUAAUGACUAAUGCCCUUCAAGGAUUAACCGUGAAGCAAUUGAUUCAGUCUUCCUUUGAACGCAUAAUAUCAGACAACUUCGAAGAUUUUUCCUGUGCAAUGAACGUGUGUGAUGUAAUAAACGACGCCGUAGCAGUUUCAUUAACGAGUAAAUUUAUAUGUGAAAAUGAUUCAAUCUCACUAAUAAUAGGAACAGGUACAAAUGCGUGCUUUGAGGUGCCCUAUGGGUAUUUGCCGCCCUUCAAGAAAGACUCUUUGAGGGAAACGCUACCAUCGAACUAUAAUAAAGAGACGUUGAAUUUCAAACACGUUCUCGUAAAUUCAGAAAUUGGUUUUAUUGGUAAAGAUGUCAUUUCAUUGCAACCGUUCGACAUUCAUGGGGGCAUCUCCUACGAAAUGCCACUAGAAUGUGUUACUUCUGGCAAGUGGCUUCCAUUAUCUCUGAGAAAUAUUCUAUUGCAAUAUAAUAUAAUCCCGAAAAAUUUUCCAAUAGAGUUCAAUGGUGAACUGGUGUGCCAGCUGGCAGAAGAUUCUGCAAACACUUGGUUUGAAGAUCAGUACUAUUCGCUGAUUUGUCAAAUUGCACGUCUUUUAAUCAAGAGAGCUGCAUUUUACGUUGCCGCGAUAGUACAAGCUAUUGACAUCAUUACGGGCUGCAAAAACUACAAUUUCAUUCAUGUCGGCUACGUUGGAUCGUUUCUUCAACAUUCAACGUUUUAUCGGGAGCAGAUAAAGUAUUACUCGAGCAUUGAUAUUAAACUGCAAUUUUUAAAUCAUAGCAAUCUAUUGGGAGCUGCCAUAGCUACAUACUUGAACAAAUCGGACAAGCAUGUUUAA
Molecule: messenger RNA, 1299 nt
Organism: Saccharomyces kudriavzevii IFO 1802
Lineage: Eukaryota; Fungi; Ascomycota; Saccharomycetes; Saccharomycetales; Saccharomycetaceae
Gene: NGK1
Product: hexokinase
Exons: 1
Coding region: 1-1299 (432 amino acids)
Biological process (GO): glycolytic process; glucose 6-phosphate metabolic process; intracellular glucose homeostasis
Cellular component (GO): mitochondrion; cytosol
Molecular function (GO): ATP binding; D-glucose binding; mannokinase activity
Source: RefSeq, a predicted model, not a curated record